Molecule: messenger RNA, 1169 nt
Organism: Bipolaris maydis ATCC 48331
Lineage: Eukaryota; Fungi; Ascomycota; Dothideomycetes; Pleosporales; Pleosporaceae
Source: RefSeq, a predicted model, not a curated record
CACAGACACUUGACGUUUCUCAUUCUUUCAAUCCAUUCCAACCAACCCACACUUGCAUUUGCACCUUCUUCCUCUUACCACCCACACAUCCACCCCCCCACAUUUACACAAUGGGUUUCCUCAGUGAAUUGGUGUCAGAAUUCACGGGCUCCAAGAGCGGCGGCGGCCAGCAGCAACAACAAUCCGGAUAUUCCGGAUAUCCCCCACAGGGACAGUAUGGUGGCUAUCAGCAACAACAGCAGGGCUAUCCCCCACAGCAGGGCUACCCACCACAGCAACAGGGCUACCCGCCACCACAGCAGUCUUCCGGACCACCACCAGUUUCCCCUCCAUGGUACGCAGAGUGGGAUGGACGCGAGAACCGGUGGAUCUUUGUGAACCAGCAAAACGGUGAACGCACAUACAACUACCCUGGCCCCGGCUUCGCACAACAGCAAGGCAGCUAUGGUGCCCCACCACCACAGGGCGGAUAUGGCUACGGCCAGGGUGGCUACAGCAAUCAGGGUGCAUACAACCAAAGCGCAUACGACCCUACACGUGGCUCCCAGCCAGAGGAGAAGAAGAGCGGAGGCAAUGGCUGGAAGUACGCCGCAGCGGGUGCCGCUGGACUUGCAGGUGGAGCUCUACUAAUGCACGAGGGUGAUAAAAUUGGCGAAAAAAUGGACGAACUCAAAGACGACGUCGAAGACGCCCCCGAAAACGCCGCGCACUGGACCGGCGAGCAAGUCGGCCGCGCCGAGAACUUCGGCGACAAUGUCGAACAGAAAUGGGACGAUGGUGUCCAGAACGUCGAGGAUUUCCCUGAAAACGCAGCCAGGUGGACGGGUGACAAGGUCCAGGAGGUUGAGGAUUUCCCUGAAGACGCAGCCAGGUGGACGGGUGACAAGGUCCAGGAGGUUGAAGAUAUCCCAGACGAUAUCGAGAAUAAGUGGGAUAACAUGGUUGGUGGUGUGGAGAGAUUUGGGGAUAACAUGGGGGAUGCGUAUGACGAGGGAAAGGAGGAGCGGAGGUAUGAGGAUGAGGAGGAUUAUUAGAGUAGAGAUGAGGGAUGGAAGCGGUUGGGGAGAUGGAGCCAUAUACCAGCAACACUAUAUUCUGACCACUUCUAUGAAUGACUUUAUUGCAUCACUGUUCAUUAUGAGGAUUCAAUGAAUGAAUGAUCUUGUUUU